This is a messenger RNA of Paramacrobiotus metropolitanus, 5491 nucleotides long. Its product is annotated as transient receptor potential-gamma protein-like. The transcript has 19 exons. The record is from RefSeq and is a predicted model, not a curated record. Gene Ontology annotation, cellular component: cation channel complex; membrane. NCBI's taxonomy places the organism in Eukaryota, Metazoa, Tardigrada, Eutardigrada, Parachela, Macrobiotidae. Gene Ontology annotation, biological process: regulation of cytosolic calcium ion concentration; manganese ion transport; calcium ion transmembrane transport. Gene Ontology annotation, molecular function: inositol 1,4,5 trisphosphate binding; protein binding; store-operated calcium channel activity. Bases 1608 to 4976 code for a protein of 1122 amino acids.
CGCUGGUAAUGCAAUCACAGAACGGCGCUGUCGCUCGCUGUUGAUGCCGCUUGCAAUAGUAGUGUGCCGAUCGGAGAAUCCUGCAACUCAUCCGUCUGGUGUGGUUGGUUGACAGGAAGGAUAUAUCGGCGGAACCAGUCACUUCUUGUCCCUCUGUAUCUGUUUAUCUACAUAGGCAGAUGCCGGGUUUGGCCCUUGUUCCUCUUUUGACUCAUAGAUGCUGCACUGCCCUGUACACCAUACAGGCGGUUCGGCUCACCCGCAUCCGAUCCCGUAUUAUUGGUUCCCACGAAUUUCUUGCAUUAACUCUUUCUAACUGCCACAAGCGAAGCGGAACGCGGUUCAUCAGUGCCGGCUUGCAGCGUUUGCCGCCGCGUGUUAUUUGUAUAUGUUGGCAGGCAUUUAUCAAAUGUCCAGAACGAUACAUAUUAUGCUAAGUAUGUUGCCAGUGUCUUAUUAUACAAAUCAUAUUAUUCUGUCAUCUGGAUUACGCUGCCAGCUCUAUCCAAUCCCAUGAAUAUCUUACGGUUAGCCGAGGUCAUAAGCGCAUUGUUUCGACAUUCAUCGUUUACCGCUAGCGGGCAUGUUGUGUGUCAACAACGUUGUGCUUAAUGUAUUCACCCCUGUACGGAUUGCAAAUUAUUGGGACUAUUCUGGCGCUAGUGCACCGUGAAUGAAUGACCAUUUUGUUUCAUAUGUCAUUACUGUUUCCGGUGGGAGCUGAUACAGAUGGAUAUGUUUUAUUGGUCGGUCUGCGUUGGCCUAUCAAUUUCCCUGCAUAGAGAUAUCGGAAGGAUUACUCCAUGAAUGAUGCUUUGUGACUACCGAGAUAUCGAUACGUCCCGCUUUAAUCUCCGCUGACGUGACAGGAGCUAUCUGUAAUAAUCAUGUGAAAUGAACUUGGUAAUACCGGCUAAAUGCGGAAUGAACGACCGACAAUACACGACGAUGUGUCAUAAUACCAACAGGAAAUAUCAACAGCGCAUGAAUGAUUCCUUGUUACAUAUCCCAAGCGUUGAUAAAAUCCCUAACAGCAGCCAAACCGGAAGUGGUUAGAUUGUGGGAUAAAGCUAGCUGUUAUAGGGGGGACGCUCCAGUUUCUAGUGUUUAAAAUACUCAUUGAGCAUAUAUAUCAAGUCUUGAAGCCGGGACACUAGUUCGCCGGUCCGGACCUUGCGCGUGUGAUCAUCCAAGUGAGGAUUCUCCUUCCGUGGGAGCCGAUCAUAGGAGGCAAAUUGUUUAUGAUUAUUGGUUGCUGUGAGCUGGGUGACAAUUUAACCGGCCCCAGACAACACCUUUUGCCGCUCUGUUUGCCGGCUUGGUUAUACAUAUUAUUAGAUCAUACGCUGCUUAAUCUAAACAAACCGGUCCAGUACACACACAACAACGCAGACGUGGCUGGGGCGGAAUCACCGGAAAGGCGAAACGGGAAGCGGACUAAUGGCAGGGCCAGCGUCACACUAGUAAGGUUUGUAUGAUAAAUCUUGGCCCGACGAACGGAGAGAAGCAGCUCGUCUGCCGGCUGAACUGCAUUGUGCAGUUUGUGGCACAUAUCCAGCCGAACUAACCAUCUAAAUCGUCAUAUAUAUACACACACUCUGUCAUAUAUGCGGUCCAGAAAGAUGACGACAGCUGCGGAGAUUGAGCCCACAAUUGGGAUUGGUGAUGAAUUCUGCCGGCAAGAUGCAGCCACCGCCGCGGCUGCUGCUGCGGCAGCCGCCGAUACUGAAUCCGAUCUGCAGCCGGCAGCACUUUUCGUGCAGGCCAACAUUAGACGAGAACCCCAGCUAACGCCGGAUGAGAAGCAGUUUCUAUUGUUUGUCGAGCGCGGGGAUAUGGCCAAGACGCGGCGUAAAUUGCCGCGCUUACCGGGCGACGAACCGUUCGAGGAUGAUGACGCUAAUCCCAAUCUGCCACCUAUCCCGCGGAUUCCCAUAAACAUCAACUGCACCGAUCCGCUGGGACGCACGGCCCUACACAUCGCGAUUGAAAACGAAAACAUCGAGAUGGUUGAAUUGCUCCUGCAGCACAACGCUGAAGUGGGCGACUCUCUGCUGCACGCUAUCAACGAGGAAAAUGUUGAGGCAGUUGAACUUAUUCUUUUGCACGAGGAAAAUCGUGGAAAACCAUUGGAUAAAUGGCAUGAAUUACGUGUCCAGGCUGGAAAUUACGAGUCGUCGAGUUUUCCUCCCGAUGUUACCCCUUUGAUGCUUGCCGCCCACCGUGACAAUUACGAAAUCAUUAAAAUCCUCCUUGACCGCGGCGCACGCAUUCCUCAGCCGCAUGAUUCCCGUUGCGCAUGCAAUGAGUGCAUUACUAGCCGGUCGACGGAUAGUCUCCGGCAUUCUCAUUCGCGGAUCCAUGCCUAUCGUGCCUUGGCGAGUCCCUCCCUUAUUGCCUUAUCGAGUAAAGAUCCAAUCCUCACAGCCUUUCAAUUAUCCUGGGAGCUCCGUGGGCUCAGCAAUCGGGAAAAUGAGUUUAAACAAGAUUACAUCGAGCUUUCUAAACAAUGCGAGGAUUUUGCUACGGCACUGCUGAACCAAGUGCGCAGUUCCGAUGAGCUGGAAAUUGUGCUCAACCACGAUGCCGGGAAUGCUGGACUGGAAUCCGGCAAACGCAUGAACCUCAGUCGGCUCAAAAUGGCUAUCAGAUGCAAACAGAAAAAGUUUGUGGCCCAUCCUAACUGCCAGCAACUACUUGCUUCCAUUUUUUACGAAGGGUUACCGGGUUUCCGUCGGGCAAAUAUUUGUGUAAAGAGCCUGCUGGUCGUUUGUAUUGGACUCAUGUUUCCAGUUUUUUCCGUUCUGUACCUGAUUGCUCCAAAAAGCCGGAUUGGCGGCAUGAUGCGACAGCCGUUUAUCAAAUUUCUGUGCCACAGUGCGUCGUACAUCUGCUUCCUAGGUUUGCUCAUCCUUGCCUCUCAAAGAAUCGAGUCCUUAAUAGAUACGGGUGAUAAAAGUGUGACGGGAAAUAACAGUACAGCUACGAAGAACGAGCGGCGGGGUCCACCGCCAACAUUUGUCGAGGCUAUGAUCGUCAUAUGGGUGGCUGGGUUGAUAUGGGUGGAAGUAAAACAAUUAUGGGAUGUGGGAAUUUAUGAAUAUUUGCACGAUAUGUGGAAUUUUUUGGAUUUUGUUACCAAUUCACUUUACGUCGCUGUGAUCGCUCUGCGGAUAGUCGCUUAUUUACAGGUGCAACACGAGAAAUCUACCGGCAAUAAUGCAGCUUUUUUGGAACGCAAACGAUGGGAUGCGUAUGAUCCUACUCUGAUAUCUGAGGGCCUUUUUGCUGCUGCCAAUAUUUUUUCCUCACUGAGACUCGUGUACAUCUUCAGCAUAAAUCCCCAUUUGGGUCCGCUACAAAUUUCCCUGGGACGAAUGGUUGUGGAUAUAAUGAAAUUCUUCUUUUUUAUAUCUUUGGUGUUAUUUUCGUUUACGUGCGGAUUAAACCAGUUAAUGUGGUACUAUGCCGACAUGCGGGCGCAAGAGUGUAAUCAGUUUCGCAAAGAAGGACGCCCUGAGCUGGAGUCAUCGUGCCAGCCCAGAUAUAAAAGCUUCUCCAACUUGUGGGAAACACUUCAGACGCUAAUCUGGGCUAUAUUCGGGCUGAUCGAUUUGGACCAUUUGGAUCUGAAAGAGGACCACAGUUACACUGAGUUUGUCGGCCGGCUAAUGUUUGGAACAUACAGUGUCAUCAGUAUUAUUGUGCUGCUUAAUAUGCUCAUUGCCAUGAUGUCGAAUUCAUACCAGCUGAUUUCGAACCAAUCAGAUACGGAAUGGAAGUUUGCACGGAGUAAAUUAUGGAUGAGUUAUUUCGAAGAGGGAAGCACACUGCCGACGCCAUUCAAUAUCAUUCCCAGUCCAAAAAGUGCCUUUUAUGUGAUCAGAUGGGCUUUCAGGAAAAUAGGCGCCUGCUGUGGUAAAUUCCUUCAGAGAAAAUGGAGCAGCACCAAGAUGAUUAAGAAAAUCACCCAACGGGAAGCGAAGUAUCAAGCUGUCGUGCGUAAUCUGGUCAAACGUUAUGUAACGAACAUGCAGCGCACCCAGCAAGCCGAAGGUGUCAGCGAGGACGAUGUCAACGAAAUUAAACAAGACAUCUCUUCAUUCCGCUACGAACUCUUGCAUAUUUUACAACAAAGCGGCAUGAAUACUUCCUCGGCUACCAACAAAAAAGGUGUUCGGGCUAGCCGAAAGCAGAACCGACAAGAAAGGCGCCUCAUGAAAGGUUUCCAAAUUCAACCGUCCAUUCCAGAAUUUGAAAUGAGCCCUUCUUCAUCGCUACCAAACUUACUGGACGACGGGAAUGAUAGCCCCGCGGAUUACAGCAACUCCCCGGGUAAUAAACGAUCUCCUAUGAACCGACUGAAAAUAUCCAAGUUUCGCUUCAACGUCCCCCGCGGUCCCACUCAAGCAUCGCGGCAAUGGGAUCUCCUGCUGCGAGCUGCCAAGAAACGGAAGGAAAACCCUAACCCUCAACUGGGUAACCACACCGACAGCAGCCCGCCCAGCACCAACGCCGGUCAAACGUUAGCCAAUCGACAAACAGUUAUCGAUGUCAAAUCGCCCACUCCGCCUUCCGGUCCGACGACGCCCUUGGCAGCACCUCUGGCGGUUCAAGAAGGAUCAGCAGUGAAGCUCGAUCCACUGCGCGCAUUUCACAAACCGUACUUUAAAUGGAAAAGCUCUCCCAGUUCGUCCACCGAAGACCAGUCCACUUUGGGUGGUUCCAGUCUGGUCCCGCCCACCUCAUUUGGUAGUCCCGCUACGGCCGAUAGUAUAGCAUCGCUAAUUUACCAGACCCGAGAGCUGUCACCACUAUUCACUCAUUCAUUGGUUAACGAAACCGUAUCGGCUCCUACCACCCGCACAACACCUGUACUGAGUUCCCAAAUGCCAACAAGCAGCUCAGUGCCUGGUGAAGGCAGUAAAAGAAAGGAUAUACCUCAGCCAUACUUGAGCUCUAUCACCAUGCUAUGAACGAGCAAUCGGUAUCCUGUAAAAUCCUUAAAAAAAAUACCUGGCAAAAAAUGGUAGCCGAAUUCCGGGAUAGUAAUAUGACCGUAAGAAAACGUACCAAGUGCUCUGUUCUUUGGGCGGAGCAUGCGGUAAUUAUGAACGGAGUUUUGAUACCGGGUAUUUCCAGGUACGGUAACAUGCCACAGUGGCUUUCUCAAUUUGCUCUUUCCGCUCUGUUUGCAGAGAUAUCGAGAUUCUGAAUAAUUCGUGUGUACGUGUCUACACUCUCCUGAUCUGGUGUAAAAAUGGUGAAUGUAUUGUAAAAUUACGCUUAUUAUCUAAUUUUGUAGUUUUAUGUUUCUUUUAAUAACUGUGAAGUGUUGAAUACAACCGACACAAUGUGAUUUUGCACAUCCGGUGCUCUCAAACAAAUAUUGUGGCUUCCAGCUGUGUUUUCUGACUGGCAUAAUUUGCAGACUAAUAAGAGUUUUUAUUAGUAAUUCUGAUGAUUUGAUAAUAAUCAGUAAACGCGAAAU